AUGAAUUCAUCAAAUUUAGAUGAAGAUGAUGUAAAUUUAAAUGAUGAAGAUAUUGUAUCAGAAUUAGUAGAAAAAAAAGAUAUAAUAUGUUCAUGGUGUUUUGAUAUUUUAAAACAUGAAUUAAAAAAUGAAAAGUUUGAUUAUGUUCCACCUAUAUUAAAAAAAUUACAUAAAAAAGGAGUCAAAAUUCCUUUUUUUGUAAAAUGGAUGAAAUUAAUUGAUAUAAAAGAUUUAGGGUCGUAUAAUUGUGAUUUAUAUGAUUUGAAAGGAUGUAUUGGAUGUUUAAAUGAUAUUGAUAUAUUACAAUUAUAUUAUUACACUUUGCAAAGUGCUCUUAAUGAUACAAGAUUUUAUCCUAUAACAUUAAAGGAUUUGCCUUAUUUAAAAGUAACUAUAACUUACUUGUUUAAUUUUGAAAAAUGUAAUCAUAUUUAUGAUUGGAUUAUCGGAAAACAUGGUAUAAAAAUUAAUUUUACCAUAAAUAGGAAAAAAUAUUCUUCUACUUUUCUUCCAGAUGUAGCACUUCAACAUAACUUUGACCACAAAAUGACUAUCAGAAAAUUAAUAAGAAAAGCAAACUAUAAAGGAGAGAUAAACGAUGAACUUUUAGAGAAAAUUCAGGUGGAAAGAUAUGAAGGAAUAAGUUGUAGUCUAACUUAUCAGGAUUAUGAAAAACUUAAGUUUUCAUACAGUUAA
This is a messenger RNA of Plasmodium gallinaceum, 696 nucleotides long. RefSeq names its product conserved Plasmodium protein, unknown function. The coding region runs from base 1 to 696 and encodes 231 amino acids. The transcript has a single exon. The record is from RefSeq and is a predicted model, not a curated record. Lineage: Eukaryota; Apicomplexa; Aconoidasida; Haemosporida; Plasmodiidae.